AUGGCUCAGCACCAUAUGUAUGGAACCCCAGCGAUCUCUCCGCUGGUCUAUCAACAAAGGUAUUGUUUGGUCGUCGUUCACUUCAUUGCAAACCUCCCAGGCUAUCAUCGACAAAAAUCGUUUUCGUUCCUUUUGCUAAGCGGUAAAAGGUCACCAUCUACUCCCCACGGGUAUGGCUACAGAGACGACCGUCAAGUGCCUUUCGGUCCGAUGGAUUCUAACCAUCAGGCUCAUUAUCAUGGAGCUCCCGUCCCUCUGGAUAGCCACAGCCACAUGAUAAACCCACCCACGGGACGUCUAUCCUACCCUCCAGCCGGACAAACCCACCCACAAGCCCGGAUCCAUGAAUGGAGCCAGCCGAACCACGUGCCUCGAGAACCCCUGAGGCGGGACCAUGGAACAAUGAACCCCCCAGAAAGCCCGGAGUAUGUCAUGGAGAGAAACAGCCAGCGAGCUGCCGAGAGAUCCAGAGGAAGCCCACACUACCAUUCCCAGAGACGGACAUCUAUCCGUGAUGAAUUUGAUGGCCCGCAUCAGUUCCUGGAGCCACCUUCUCCACAGGCUGUCGCAGCCCAGGAUAAAGAGCUUCCCCAGCUCCCUACUAACCUCGAUGCCGGCGAGCAAGACAGCAUCCUACACAAGGUCAACGACCGCCUGUCCCAGUGUGCCUAUGACUUCAUCGCAAAGUACCAAUUCCGUGUUCCUAUCGAGCAGGACAAGAGGCCCGUCAAGGUCCCCUCAGACCGCGAGUGGACGGAGUGGGUACACCUUUUGAAGCGGCUGGCUACUACACGCCGCAUCCCAGCUCAUCUCUUGUACAACCGCCAAAUCAAGCAGCUCAUCACUGUCCUGGAGAACUCCCUGGAGAUGCGCCACGCUGCCAAGCACCAGUCUAGGCCAGUCAAGGAUGACCGCAAUGUGUUGCAGCUCAUUUCUGCGGGGACACAGGUGGCGAAGAUCCUUAGGGAUUCGAGCGCCAUGCAGUUUCUCGAUUGUCUUUAUGCUGACACCGAGAAACUGAUUCUGGAGCGACGUGGCCGUCGUGUUAGAUUCGCACACCCUUGA
Penicillium egyptiacum is the source of this 1065-nucleotide messenger RNA. NCBI's taxonomy places the organism in Eukaryota, Fungi, Ascomycota, Eurotiomycetes, Eurotiales, Aspergillaceae. The record is from the annotation of a GenBank genome assembly.